This is a messenger RNA of Spea bombifrons (plains spadefoot toad), 1060 nucleotides long. Its product is annotated as olfactory receptor 6N2-like. Gene Ontology annotation, molecular function: G protein-coupled receptor activity; olfactory receptor activity. The coding region runs from base 1 to 933 and encodes 310 amino acids. NCBI's taxonomy places the organism in Eukaryota, Metazoa, Chordata, Amphibia, Anura, Pelobatidae. The transcript has a single exon. Gene Ontology annotation, biological process: G protein-coupled receptor signaling pathway. Gene Ontology annotation, cellular component: membrane. The record is from RefSeq and is a predicted model, not a curated record.
AUGGCGCCCGUGAACACCAGCAGAAUCCAUGACAUCAUCUUAUUGGGAUUUCCGUCGCUCCGACGCUUGAACACCGUACUGUUCGCGACGCUCCUUCUCAUCUAUGUAUUUAUUAUAAGCGGCAAUGCGCUGAUCAUCUUUGUGAUCCGGAAGGAGUCCUGUCUUCACGCUCCUAUGUACUCCUUCAUCGGAGCCUUUUCUGCCCUGGAAAUAUGUUACACGGCCGUUACCAUCCCCAAGAUGCUGUCCAACCUCCUGGACGAAGAGACGAAGAUUUCGUUGAACGGGUGCCUAUUGCAGGCCUACUUCUUGCACUCCCUCGGGGCCGCCGAGUGUUACCUUCUCACGACGAUGGCGUACGACCGCUACCUGGCCAUCUGCAAGCCCUUGAGAUACUCGGCCCUCAUGACCACCAGAGUCUACGGGAAAAUGGUGGCCGGCUGCUUCGUAUCCGGAUUCCUGAGUCCCGUGAUUGAGACGGCGCUGAUCUCCCGUCUACCUUUCUGCGGUCCCAACAUCAUCGAAAAUCUAUUUUGUGAUUUUCCCCCGUUAAUCGCGUUAGCCUGUACCGACACCACGCUCUAUAUUCUGGUGGAGUUCGUGGUCAGCUCCUUCAUCAUUCUUCUGAGUUCCUUCUUCGUCUUCCUGUCUUACUCAAGGAUAAUCCAAGUGAUUUUUAGGAUUCAGUCCAAGGAAGGACGUAAGAAAACAUUUUCCACUUGCGGGGCUCAUCUCAUCGUGGUGAUUCUUUUCUUUGGAAGCAUCGCUUUUAUGUACAUACGAGUUACCAAGAGUUACUCUUUAGACUACGACAAGGCGGUGGGUCUCACGUACGCCGUCUUUACACCUUUGGCGAACCCCGUAAUAUAUGGUUUAAGAAAUACAGAAAUUAAAAACUCAAUUCGCAAACGCCUGCAUCGGGACAAAAUCUGAAUAUGAAUUUUAAAAUUAUUUUAAAAAAAAAAAGUGUUAGUUCUAAAAAUCAACAUUAAAGCAUUUUCGGAACAUCCCAUAAUCACAGAACAACGAGAAAGAACACAGAAACGUCUUAUGCAUGAGA